This is a messenger RNA of Rotaria sordida, 11943 nucleotides long. The record is from the annotation of a GenBank genome assembly. NCBI's taxonomy places the organism in Eukaryota, Metazoa, Rotifera, Eurotatoria, Philodinida, Philodinidae.
AUGUUAUUGAUAUUUUUAUUAUUAUUACUCAAUAAUCGACAGAUUGAUUGUCAAGUAUCACCAUCAAUUUUACUUGUUGAUCUAUUCCAAUUUCAUAACCCAACGGGUAUGACAAUAGAUGGUCAAUGUUGUGAUGGUUCAUUUCCUUCGUCAAAUUUUUGUCCUAUGUCAACAUCCUGUCAUCUAAAUACAAUUAUCUGUUUGGAUUUCAUCAAUAGUGAAAUUCAAAUAAAUUGGACUUUAUGUCCAUUGGGAACAAAAUCAAUACGAACAAAAAUAAAUAAUACUAACUUAUUUAAUUAUUAUUCAAUAAAAAAUAUAACUGAUAUUUUACCAUUACAAUUUGAAUUACCACAAAUAAAUGAUAAUUCAAUUGAUAUAAAAAUAUUUGUUUUUUAUGAUAAUAUGAAUAUAUUACUUAAUCAUUUCCAUACAACAUUUCGUAUUGAUAUGUCAUAUUCAUCAUCAACUGAUGGAGUAUUUCAACAAUCAACAUUGAUUGAUCUAUCAAAAAAACAAUCAAAUAUUAAUCAAAUGGUUAUUGGUUUAAAAACUUAUUGUCAACCAACAUUUUAUGGUAAACAAUGUUCGAUUCAAUGUAUUCCAAAUGAUGAUUGUACAAGUUCAUAUACUUGUAAUUCAAUAACAGGUCAAAAGAUUUGUUCAUCAGGUUGGUAUGGAAGUGAAUGUACAAUACGUGAUACAUCUUUAACAUGUUUCUCAACUGGAUUAACUUGUUACAAUGGUGGUUUUUGUCGAAAUAAUCAAUCGACAUGUUGUUGUCCUAUUGGUUAUACUGGUUCAAAUUGUCAAUAUCUUUCAAUGUGUACACCUGGUCAAACUUGUUUAAAUGAUGGUUUAUGUAGUCCAAUUUAUGAUACUAUCUCACGAACCCAUUAUUUUGUUUGCAAUUGUUCACAUAGUUAUACGGGUUUACAUUGUCAAGAAAAACAACAACAAUGUCCAUCAUCAUUCUAUGGUUCUAAUUGUACGAUUCAAUGUUCAUCAUCAAAUUCAUGUUCUCAAGGACAUUUUGAUUGUAAUUUAAAAGGUGAAAAAAUUUGUUUACAUGGUUGGGGACCAAAUAAUAUAUGUACACAAAAGCUGAUUGCACCUAUAUUUGAUCCUGAAUGUCCAAUUUCGACAGGUUGUCUAAAUGGUGGUUCGUGUUUUAAUGGUUCAUGUUGUUGUCCACCUACUUAUACAGGACGUCUAUGUGAAAUAUCUAUUGAUCCUUGUGCAAAUAAUUCUUGUCAAAAUAAUGGUUUAUGUUUAUCAACGUCUACUGGAUAUAAAUGUUUAUGUUCAAGUUCUAUUUAUACAGGUUCAUUAUGUGAAAUGAAUGAAAAUCCAUGUCAAUAUUCACCAUGUCAAAAUGGGAUUUGUCAAUUAUUAGAAAAUACAAGUUCAUUUAGUUGUAUUUGUUAUCCUGGUUAUACAGGACAAUUUUGUCAUAUUAAAAUUAAUUAUUGUUUAUCACAACCAUGUGAAAAUAAUGGUAUAUGUGCUAAUGUAGCAACAGGUUUUGUUUGUAGUUGUUUAUCAGAUUUUACUGGAAUAACUUGUUCAAUUCGAAUGAAUUCAUGUUUUAAUCAAACUUGUUUAGAUAAUAAUAUAAUUCAUUGUCCACAAGGUUUUACAGAUCCUCCAAAUUGUAUAGGAGAUAUAAAUGAAUGUUUAUUAGAAAAUGAACCAUGUAAAAAUGGCGGUGAAUGUACAAAUACAAUGGGUAGUUAUUAUUGUCAAUGUAAUGAACAUUAUCAAGGAAAUGAUUGUAGUAUUCCAAUUGAUUCAUGUAUAAGUAAUCCAUGUAUUGCAUCAAAUUCAAUAUCAUGUACAUCAAUCUUAAGUAAUGCAAAUUCAAUUGAUUUUAAUUGUACAUGUCGCGUAGGAUUUACUGGAGCUCAUUGUGAAAUUGAAUUAAAUCCAUGUAUGCCUAAUCCAUGUUUAUAUGGAACAUGUAUUGAAUUAACACCAUCAACAUGGUCUUGUAUUUGUGAGCCAGGUUGGACUGGAAUCGAAUGUGAAGAUAAUAUAAAUGAAUGUUUAUCUAAUCCAUGUGUAAACGCUGGUACAUGUAUUGAUGAUAUCAAUAAAUAUAAUUGUAAAUGUUUAACAAGUUUUACGGGUACAAAUUGUCAAAUCGAAAUUAAUUCAUGUUCAAGUAUUCCUUGUCAAAAUAAUGGUACUUGUAUAAAUAAUGUUGAAUCAUAUUCAUGUUUAUGUCCAAUUGGUUGGACUGGAAACUUUUGUGAAAUGAAUAUAAAUGAAUGUUUAUAUCCAUUAUCAUGUCAUCCAAAUGCAACAUGUAUUGAUUUAUCUGGUUCAUAUCAAUGUGUAUGUCCAACAUGGUUAACAGGAGAAAAUUGUUUAACAGCUAUUGAUCAAUGUGAAAAAUUUCCUUGUUUAAAUAAUGGUGUUUGUGUAAAUAAUUUUGGAAGUUUACCAACAUGUCAUUGUCAAUCAGGUUUUACGGGUGUUUAUUGUGAAAUAAAUAUUGAUGAUUGUCAAGCAACACCUUGUUAUAAUAAUGCAACAUGUAUUGAUCAAAUAAAUAGUUUUUUAUGUUUAUGUUCAUCAGGUUAUACAGGUUUAAGAUGUCAAACAUUAAUAAGUCAAUGUAAUAGUUUACCCUGUUUAAAUAAUGGCAUAUGUCGAGAUUUAUAUAUAAAUAAUACUGAAGAAUAUAUAUGUCUUUGUCCACCAGUUUUUACUGGUCAACAAUGUGAACAAAUAAUAAAUCCAUGUUUAAGUUUUCCUUGUAUACAUGGAAGUUGUACACCAACAUUACCAUCAUAUACAUGUCAAUGUAAUCAUGGAUAUACAGGUCAAAAUUGUGAAACAAUGAUUGAUCAAUGUCUAUCAAAACCAUGUGGAUUAAAUGGAAAUUGUACAAGUUUAUCGACAAGAUUUAGUUGUUGUUGUGCACCAGGUUAUACAGGAUUAGAAUGUGAACAAUUAAUUGAUAUUUGUAUAACAAAUCCAUGUUCAAUUGAAGGUGUUGAACGUUGUAUAUCAAAAGAUAUAUCAUCAUUUUAUUGUUUAUGUAAACCAGGAUAUUCUGGUCGAUAUUGUGAAAUAAAUGUAAAUGAAUGUUUAUCUCAACCGUGUUUAAAUGGCGGAAUUUGUAUAGAUUUUCAAAAUAGUUAUCAAUGUAUUUGUCCAUUGACUUAUACGGGUAUUAAUUGUGAACAUUUACAAGAUAAAUGUAUAGGCAUUCAAUGCUUAAAUGGUGGUCAAUGUAUAAAUAAUGGAGUAAAUUUAACAUGUUUAUGUUCAAAAGGAUAUCAUGGAGAAAAUUGUGAAUUGAUUAUUGAUUAUUGUCAAUCACAACCUUGCUUAAAUGGCGGAAUAUGUUCAAAUACAGAAUUAGGACCUCAAUGUACAUGUUCAAAUGGAAUUACAGGAAUAUUCUGUGAGACAAUAAUUGAUCAAUGUCAAUCUGAACCUUGUGAAAAUAAUGGAAUAUGUAAAUCAUUAAUUGAUAAAUAUGUUUGUCUUUGUCCGAAUGGUUUUAUGGGAAAUCGAUGUGAAAAUGAAAGAAAUGAAUGUGAACCAGUAAAUCCAUGUUUAAAUUCUGGACGAUGUAUAGAUGGUUUUAAUAAUUUUUCAUGUCUUUGUAAUCCAGGUUUUACGGGUUAUUAUUGUGAAACUCAAAUUGAUCGAUGUCAAUCAAAUCCUUGUUUAAAUGGAGGUAUUUGUCGAACAUUAAUUAAUAAUUUUAAAUGUGAUUGUCCACAAGGAUAUACAGGAUCGACUUGUUCAUCAAUGAUUAAUCAUUGUUCAAGUAAUCCAUGUUUAAAUAAUGGUUUAUGUAUAUCAUUGAUAAAUGAUUAUCGUUGUGUAUGCCUUCAAGAUUAUAUUGGUUUAAAUUGUGAAGAAACUUCGAAUGAAUGUUUAUUAAAUCCAUGCUUACAUAAUGGAACAUGUAUAGAUCAAAUUUGGAAUUAUACAUGUGAAUGUUCAGAUAGUUUUACUGGAUCAAAUUGUCAGAUACAAAAAAAUUAUUGCGGAAGUUCACCAUGUAUUAAAGGAUUGUGUGUUAAUAAGAUAAAUGGAUAUGAUUGUAUAUGUCCAUCAUCAUCAUAUACAGGAGUUCAUUGUGAAAUACAAAUAAAUAAAUGUUCAUCAAAUCCUUGUCUAUUCGGUGGGACUUGUAUUGAUAAUAUAGAUAAUUUUAUGUGUAUUUGUCCACCAUGGUUUUCUGGUUUAACGUGUUCUGAACGAAUUGAUCCAUGUUUAAAUGAAAUAACUUGCGCAAAUAAUGGAACUUGUAUAACAGAUCUUGAUACAAAACCAUUUGGAUAUCGAUGUCAAUGUUUACCUGGUUUUAAUGGACAAAUGUGUGAAAUUAAUAUUGAUGAUUGUGUACCACAACCAUGUAAACAUGGUAGAUGUAUUGAUAAAAUUAAUGGAUUUAUUUGUCAAUGUUAUCAAGGUUAUAAUGGAAUUUUAUGUGAUAAUAUAAUUGAUCAAUGUAAAAAUUCAUCAUGUCAAAAUAAUGGUAGUUGUCAAUCAUUAAUUAAUACUUAUCAAUGUCAUUGUUUAUCUGAUUAUCAAGGAAAGAAUUGUGAAGAAAAGAUAUUAAAACCAUGUUUAACAAAUUCUUGUUUAAAUAAUGGUACAUGUACAUUAACAUCAGAUAAUGAUUUUCAAUGUAAAUGUUCAUAUGGUUAUACAGGUAAAAAAUGUGAAAUAAAAAUUAAUCCAUGUUAUUCAAAUCCAUGUCAUUAUGGAACAUGUCAUGAAAUUUCAAAUGGAUUUUAUUAUUGUUUAUGUUCAUCAGGUUAUACAGGAUUUAAUUGUCAAAUUGAAAUAAAUCAAUGUGAUAGUUUACCUUGUUUACAUAAUGGCAUAUGUAAUAAAUUAUCAUUAAAUAUGUUUAAUUGUACUUGUCCAAAUGGAUAUUCAGGUACACAAUGUCAAUAUGUUGAUUAUCAAUGUUAUUCUAGACCCUGCUUAAAUAAUGGUACAUGUAUAACAAAUAAAGAUAGUUAUCAAUGUACAUGUCCACGUGGUUUAACAGGUAAUCGUUGUGAAAUUGAUAUUAAUGAAUGUAUAUCGAUGCCAUGUCAAAAUAAUGGUAUUUGUUUACAAUCAAAACUUAAUCAGUAUCAAUGUCUUUGUCCAAAUGGUUAUACUGGUGUUCAUUGUGAAACAAAUAUUGAUCCAUGUUUAUCAAUGGUUUGUUUAAAUAAUGGUACAUGUAUUCGAACAAGUUUAUCAACAGGUGUAUGUUCAUGUUUAUUCGGUUAUACAGGUUUAUCAUGUCAAAAUCAAAUAAAUACAUGUUUAAGUGCACCAUGUUUAAAUGGUACAUGUGUACCAUUAAUUAAUUCAUAUCAAUGUAAUUGUUUUCCUGGUUAUACUGGUCAACGAUGUAAUACAAUAAUAAAUUAUUGCUCAUCAAAUCCAUGCUAUAACAAUGGUACAUGUAUAAAUCAAGCAACAUCAUUUGCUUGUCAAUGUCCAUAUGGUUUUCAAGGUCGUACAUGUGUUAUACGUAUACAAUCAUGCCAAUCAUCUCCCUGCUUAAAUGGUGGUACCUGUUAUGAUAUUGCACCUGGUUUACAUAAUUGUUUAUGUUCAAAUUCUUAUCAUGGAGAAUUUUGUCAAUUACGUGAUUCAUUUUGUUUAGAUAUGCCAUGUCAAAAUAAUGGUAUUUGUUUAGAUACAUUAAAUGGUUAUCAAUGUAUAUGUCAACCAGGUUAUAAUGGAAUAAAUUGUACAAAUGAAAUUCAACCAUGUAUUUCAAAUCCAUGCUUAAAUAAUGGUAUAUGUCGAAAUACAAAUAAUGGUCUUAGUUAUCAAUGUUUAUGUCAAAAAGGUUAUGCUGGUUUACAAUGUGAAUUUGAAAUUAAUUGGUGUCAAUCAAAUCCAUGUCAAAAUCAAGGAACAUGUAUAUCACAAUUAACAUCAUUUAUUUGUCUUUGUUCAUCAUUAUAUACAGGAAGAAUUUGUCAAACACCAAUAAAUAAUUGUUCAUUAACAACAUGUAAAUAUGGUGUACCACUUGUAUUAAGUUCAACAAGUUGCUCAUGUGUUUGUUCAAAUGGUUAUACGGGUAAUCAUUGUGAUAUACCAAUUAAUCCAUGUUUAAAUAACUCAUAUUGUAUACGUGGUAAUUGUAAUUAUCUUAGUCCUGGUUUAGCUAAUUGUACAUGUCCAAUUGGUUAUAGUGGUCUGCAUUGUGAUACAAGAUUAUCAAAUGGUGCAUGUUCAUCAUGUCCAUGUUUAUAUGGACAAUGUCGAACAAUUGAUAAUUUAAAUGAUUAUAUCUGUGAUUGUUAUCAAGGUUAUACAGGUAAACAAUGUAAUAUAUCAAUAGAUUUAUGUAAACCAUCACCAUGUUUAUAUGGACAAUGUUAUUUAAAUGAUAUAAAUGGUUAUGAUUGUAAAUGUUUACCUGGUUCAACAGGUAGAAAUUGUUCAAUAUUAAUUGACACAUGUAGUUCGAAUCCCUGUUUAAAUAAUGGUGUUUGUAUACAAGGUUUAAAUACAUAUCAAUGUGUUUGUCAAUCAGGUUAUGCUGGUAUACAUUGUGAAAUAUUAAUUAAUCAAUGUACAUCAUUAAUAUGCUUAAAUAAUGGUACAUGUGUUAAUCUUCCAACAAAACCACCAAGUGCUAAAUGUCAAUGUCCAUCAUUAUAUACUGGUAUUCAAUGUCAAUAUUUAUAUGCACCAUGUACAUCACAACCAUGUCAAAAUUUAGGUACAUGUUUAUCAGAUGAAAUAUCUUCAUAUACAUGUAUAUGUCCAAAUGGAUUUUCAGGUAUAAAUUGUGAAUUUAAUAUACAAGUUUGUGAAAGUAAUCCUUGUCAACAUGGAGGUAAAUGUUCUGAACCAGCACCAUAUUAUUAUAUAUGUCAAUGUCCAUGGCCAUAUUAUGGUAUUAAUUGUGAAUUAAUAUUUGAUCCUUGUUUAAGUUAUCCAUGUCGAGGACCAUCAUCAAAAUGUAUAUCAACACCAAUGUAUCGAAAUUAUACUUGUCUUUGUUCAUAUGGUUUUCAAGGUUCAACAUGUUCAAUACCAAUUGAUCCAUGUCAAUCAAUGCCUUGUUAUAAUCAUGGUUCUUGUAUAAGAACAGGUUUAUUAACAUAUGCUUGUUCUUGUCAAAUUGGUUAUCAAGGAAAUAAUUGUGAAAUUGAAAUAAAUCCAUGUUUUAAUUAUCCAUGUAGAAAUGGUAGAGCAAUAAGAACAUCAUUAAUUAAUUGCGAAUGUCAAUGUUCAUAUCCAUAUUAUGGAAAAUUAUGUGAAAUGAAUAUUUGUGAUGAUAAUCCAUGUUUAAUUGGACAAUGUAUAUCAAAUGGAAAUUUUUCUUAUACAUGUAAUUGUCCAGUUGGAUUUCAAUUUAUGAUGGGAGUAUGUGCAGAUAUUAAUGAAUGUAGAACAAUUGCAGGUGUUUGUGGAAAUGGUGGAAGAUGUUUGAAUACAUAUGGAUCAUAUUCAUGUUUUUGUAAAACAGGUUUUUAUGGUAAGAAUUGUGAAAAUUUUGAUCCAUGUCGAUCGAUGCCAUGUAUUAACGGUGGAACUUGUCUGUCAAAUGAAACUUAUCCUUAUUGGCAUUGCAAUUGUCCUACGGCAUAUACUGGUUCUCAUUGUGAAACAAUAUCACUUGGUUGUUCAUCAAAUCCAUGUCGAACAGGAACUUGUACUAAUCUUUUAAAUGGUGAAUAUCAAUGUUUAUGUCCAACAAGUAUUACAGGUAGAAAUUGUGAUAUAUCAUUAUUACCAUGUGAUUCAAAUCCAUGCUUAAAUAAUGCAACAUGUUUAACAUUAUCAUUAACAAAUUAUACUUGUGUAUGUCCAACAUUCUAUACUGGUUUAAGAUGUUCAGAACAAAGAAAUCUUUGUUCGAAAAAUUCAUGUCAAGGAAAUGCAACAUGUAUUGCUGAUUAUGAUUCAAGAAAAGAAAUUUGUGCAUGUUCAUCUGGACGUUAUGGAACUUUUUGUGAAUUAACGUCUUCUUGUGAACCAAAUCCAUGUAUACAUGGAACAUGUCAAAAUAAAAAUGAGAAUACAUUUCAAUGCACAUGUAAACCUGGAUUUACCGGCAAAACAUGUGAUAUAUCAUUUGAUAUGUGUGAUACAAAUCCAUGUGUAAAUGGUGGAACUUGUUCAAAUUUAGGCAAUGGAUUAUAUAUUUGUACUUGUCCACAAGAUUAUAGAGGAUCUGAUUGUAGUAUUUCACAUUGUACUAAAAAUAGUUGCUUCAAUGGUGGUAUUUGUUCUAUUGAAAAUAAUUCUCGUCAAUGUCGAUGUCCAUGUGGAUUUACUGGAACACGAUGUGAAACUCCAUAUGAUAUAUGUUCAUUAACAAUAUGUCAAAAUAAUGGUACUCGAUUUAUGAAUACAACAAAUUGUCAAUGUUCAUGUUUAUGUCCAUCAACAUUUACUGGUCAUCUUUGUCAAUUACCAAUUAUACCAAUAAAUAGAACAUAUCCAGUACAAAUUGUAAUUCCAACUAAUCGAUUAGGAGGAUCAUCAUGGGAAAAUAUUUUACAAUGUAUUGAUCAAGUUUGGAAUAGUUUAAAUGUUUUACUUGUAUGUCCAUCACCAUAUAAUCUUGUUACUCCAACAUCAUUCUAUCCAUAUUGUUAUCGAAUAAAUGAACAAAAUUUUCUUAAAAAUCAACGAGAAGCAAUAAAUGAAUGUGAAAAACAACAAACACAAUUAGUUUGGUUUCAAUCUAUUGAUGAAUUAGAACAACAAUUAAUACCAGCUUUAUUUUCUCAUGGAUUAACUCGAGAUUUUUGGACAAGUGGAAUAUAUAAUUCAAUAUUAAAUCGAUGGCAAUGGUUAUUAACAAAUAAUAAUACUCGAAUUGAUAUUAAUCCAUCAAUAAUAAAACAAUAUGAAAUUAAUUCACUUAAUCAAUCACUUUAUGUUUCAUUUGAUCAAUCAAAAAAUCGACAUUUAAUUACAAGUUCAUCAUCAGAAAUUUAUUCAACUUUAUGUAAAAUAUCAGCAACACGUCGUUUAUUAAAUAAUCAAACACGUUCUAUUGAUCUUAGUUCAUAUCAAACAACUUUUAUAAAUCAAACUGAAGUUAUUAUUUAUAAUUUUAAUUAUACUAUACUUCCAACUAUACCUUUAAACAUAAUGAUUCAACAACCAACAGAUACACAAUAUGUUUCUACAUGUGGUGCUUUUGGAAAUCCAUCAACAUCUAUUGAACCAUAUAUCAUUGAUAUAUGUGGUUAUUUUUCUUCAAUUCAAAAUCAAAAUAUUCAAUUAUUAAUGGAAACAAUUGGUAUAUAUUAUACUACUCAUCGAAUUUCAAUUAGAUCAAUACAAUCUUAUAUUGCUACACCAUUAAAUGUUGAACAUUAUAUAACAAUAACUGGUAAUAUGAUGACACGAAUAUAUUUUGUAAUAGCAAGUGAAUCAUCAAUAAUUCUUGGUUCAAAUAUUGAACCAUUAGCAUCAAUUAAUGAUAUAUUAAAUACAAUAUCUUAUCGAAAUUAUCAACAAUGUAUUCCAUAUAUAUCAUUAAAUAUUCUUUUACGAUUAAAAUUAUGUAUUCCAUUAAAUGAAAUUUCAUUAUCGAUUAAUUUAAUUACAAAAGCAGUUUCUGCAGCUACUGGACAAUCAAAUGUUAAUGUUAUGCUUAAAGGUGUUCAAGAAGGUGUUACAACUACAGGUCGAUCUGCAAAUAUUGGAUAUUUCUUAAUAACAAUUAAUGGAAUAACAUAUAAUCAAACAAUGACUAAUAAUCUAUCAAUGAAUUCAAUUCUUCUUUCAAUUAUUCAACAAGAAAAUGAAAAUUUAUUAUGUUCAGAAGAAACAGAAAUUCUUCAUUUAGAAAAUACUGAAAAAAUAUUAAAAGAUUAUUGGCAAAAUUCAAUUAAACAAAGUUCAACAAAUAUAAUUGUUGAUAUUAUACAAUUACAAGAAUAUCUUGCCUAUUCAUCGAAUCAAUUAUAUACAACAAUAAAAUAUAGAGUUGUUACAUUCAAUGGUUAUACGAUUCCAAAUAUAUGUUUUAAUUCAAGUUUAUUUCAAACAAUGCAUAGUUUAUGUGAUAUACAGAAUAAUUAUAUGGAACAAGUACCAAUUGGAUAUAUACCAUCAUUUAUUGAUCUAAAAGGAAGUUAUUUACAAAUUGAUCUUGAUCAAGAAAAUUUUGUUGAAUUAAUUACUUCAUCAUUACAACGAAUGGGUGUUAGUAGUAAAGUGUCAUCUAUACUGACCGAACUACGGUUUGGAUUAGACAUGUCAUUACUCACACGAGUUUAUUAUACGAUUAUACCGAAUCAAAUAAUUAGUCAAGAACAAUUGUAUGAUCAAUUGAAGUUUACUUUUUCGACAAUUCAUACACGAAAAUAUGAAUUAUAUCCAAUGGAACAAUUAUCUAUUGUACGCACUGAUGCUCAUCAAUAUAUUGCUAAUGUUUCAUUACCAAUAAAUGAUUUCAUUCGAAAAGAUAUUGAAAAUUAUUUAACAUCAUUAAAUCCACAAUAUGGACAUGCAAAAAUUGUUUAUAUUGAAUCUCUUAAUAUAAAUCAAACUCGUUUUUAUUUAACUUUUAUCAAUCAAAAACAAUUAAUUACUCGAUGUGAUUUUAAACUUUAUUAUCCUGGUAUUUCAAUAUUUAAUGAAGAAAAUCUUGAAAUAAAUAGUCUUUAUCUCGAUCGAAAUAUGUUCAUUGCUAAAUCAGCUUCACUUAUUGAUAAUCUUAAUCAAUUAUGGACAAAUGAAAAUUUAAAUGAUUCAAAAAAUUUAUCUAUUCAAUUACAAAAUCAAAUUCAAUAUAUUUGUUCGGACGGAAAACGAUCUGUUCGAAUUGAUUAUAUUAUUAAAAAUCUUUCAGGUCAUAAUUUAAAAUCACCUUCUAAUACAAUAUUUGAAAAAAUGUUUGGAAAAUUUCUCAAUAAUUGUAUUUCAUAUGAAGUACGUUCGAUAUAUUUAACUGAACCACGUUUAUCAAAUAAAGAGAUUUAUGAAGCAUUAGAAAAUGCAUGGCGUCAAUCGAAUAAUAAUUUUCCAAUAAAGAUUUCUUCAGAAUUUUUUAUUGAUUCAUCUUAUUUAACAAAUAAAAAUCAAACAUUAACACGUUUAAUUUAUACAAUAAAUUCUAAUACAUUAAGAAUUAUUCAACCAUUAACAAAUUCAAUUCAUUUAUCAAAUAUUUAUACAGAUAUUCCAUAUAAACGAUCGACAAUUUAUGUUGAAAAUAAAACAUUAAAUUCAACAAUAUCAUCUAUGAUUAAUAAAGCAUUACGAUUAAGUUGGUCAAAAGCAAAUAGUUAUCUUUUUUCAUCAAAUGAUGUAUUUAUACCAUCAAUUAAUACUGUACUAUGCGAUAAUGGACAAAUAAAAAUUGAUUAUUUAAUUGGUUUACGAUAUGGUGAUAUUGGAGAUUAUUCUCAACCAUCUGAACAAAUUUAUUCACAAAUAUUCAAUGAAACUAGUUUAGCAACAUUAGUUCAUUUACGUUAUAUGGCAAGAAAUAGUAAUGAAGUAUUAUUAAAUAAUGAUCAAACACCAUUGAUUCCAUUUGAUUCUCGAUCUAGUAGUCCAUUCGAUGCGCCUGAAUGGUGGGUUGUUUUAAUUGGUGUUAUUGCUCUAUUAAUUAUUUGGUUAAUUUUAUGUUUAAUUUGUUAUAUAUAUUUUCGAAAACGAUCAACAAAUCGUUAUCAUCAUAAUAUUUCUAAACGUCCAACUAGACAAAUGGAUGUUCUUGCUCGAGAACAAGAUCAUUAUUUACGUCCAUCAUUAUCAUCAUUAGCAUUUGAUGGACCAUAUGUUGAAUCAUUUGAUUCAUCAGCUGAUGAUCAUCAAAAAAUAUCAACAAGAACAAUAUCAUCACAACCUGAAUUACAAGUUCGUCGUUUAUCAGAACAAGAUUGGCCACAUUUUGCAAUGCAUAAUCCAUACGGUGGAUGGCCAUCAGUUCUUUUAAAUUCACCAUCACAUUCAACUGAUUCAAAUCGUCCAUGA